AUGGCUCGGAAAGCGUCAAUAACGGGGGGGACGAAGAAAGUAAAGUUAAAACCACAAAAGUCUCGGGAGAUUAUUCGAAAAUAUCAUGUACUGCUGAAGAAGCAAGCGCAGUUGAAAAAAGAAGGCAACGUCGCUGGUGCGGAUGCAGUAACGAGCGAACUCGAGAAACUUGGCGGUCUGCAAAUGUACCAACAAGCGUCAAUAUCUGGCCAAAUGGAAGCGCGAGGUGGUGAUUCGUCCAAGCUGCUAAUGAAUUGGCUCGCUAAAUACUCCAAGGAACCUGCGGCAGCGCUGCUAGAGGUGGGCUGCUUGAGUUUCGACAAUUAUUGCACGAGAUCAAACUAUUUUGCUCGCAUCGAUCGACUUGAUUUGAAUUCACAGGACCCGCGAAUCGAGCAAAUUGACUUUAUGAAAAAACCUGUGCCGCCAGACCUUUACGAUGUCGUGAGCUUAUCGCUGGUGGUGAACUUUGUGCCUGAUUCAGGACUUCGAGGAGAAAUGCUCAAACGGACGAGAAAAUUCCUGAAACCAGAGGGACUCUUGUUUUUCGUGCUCCCAGAGCCGUGCAUAUACAACUCACGCUACUGCAAUGAGCAGAGCAUAUCCGACAUUUUCAAUGCACUCGGCUAUCGACAGAUCGAGUACAAGCGCACAAGAAAACUGGUCUAUUGGCUCCUGAAGAUGGAAGAGCGGUCGGGGCCGUACCCCAAAAUCUGCAAAACUCUUGUCAAUGACGGCGCUAAGCGCAACAAUUUUUGUAUAGCCCUAAGCUGA
This is a messenger RNA of Wickerhamiella sorbophila, 774 nucleotides long. RefSeq lists its product as hypothetical. Gene Ontology annotation, molecular function: rRNA (adenine) methyltransferase activity. Gene Ontology annotation, cellular component: nucleolus. The transcript has a single exon. Bases 1 to 774 code for a protein of 257 amino acids. NCBI's taxonomy places the organism in Eukaryota, Fungi, Ascomycota, Dipodascomycetes, Dipodascales, Trichomonascaceae. The record is from RefSeq and is a predicted model, not a curated record.